CCCUCAUUAAUUCCAUAAACUUCAAAGAUCGUCCACAAGAGUGCGUCGAUCAUCUGUCAAAUCCACUUCACCAUCUGUCAAAAUUUUCACAUUCCACGCCUUUCCCGUGUUAUUCCAUGUCCCCCCUGACGAUAAUCGUCUGACGAACCUCCCAGUGACUGCAAAAGCUCUUCGAGAUCUCAAAAAAAUGUCUCAACUCAUCUGAAUCCCCUGGAACCACCAGAAAUAAUCGUCUAAAACCGUUAAAAAUGCGCCGCACACUCGUAACCUAGACCCAGUGAAUGAUUCAAUCGUGAAUAAAUCCAGCGAAUUGAAUUUCAACCAUUAACCACCGGAGUUGAUCUGUUAUCCCCCAAAAAGUGAUAAAUAAAUAAAUUAAGAAAAAUCGCAGUGUCGGUGGACGCUGCUAUUUUUGUUCAUUAAAUGUUGAUCAUUUCGCCCGAUAAAAUCGAGGAACCAACGUCACCGACGGGUACGUCGUCGCCAACAUCGACGUCGUCACCAGGAUUAUUAGUAAGCGCACCAGGAAUGUCUGGGGAUCACAGACCUGUCAUUCGUUAUCCAUCGGAAUACGUUAAAUUAAAUAUCGGUGGUUCAUUACAUUACACUACUAUCAGUACAUUGAGAAAGCAUGACACUAUGUUACGUGCUAUGUUCAGUGGACGAAUGGACGUGCACACCGACUCCGAAGGAUGGAUUCUCAUCGACAGAUGUGGAAAGCACUUCGGUACAAUUUUAAAUUUUCUCAGGGAUGGAUCAGUGGGUCUACCGGAGAGUACUAAAGAAAUUACUGAGCUACUCGCUGAGUCGAAAUAUUAUUGCAUAAGUGAACUAGCAGAAUCUUGCGAAAAGGCACUACUUAGAAAAGAGAGAGAGGCCGAGCCAAUUUGCAGGGUUGCACUCAUAACAUCGCAAAGGGAGGAGCAAUUGUUGAUUAGUAGUACAACAAAACCAGUUGUUAAACUUCUUAUCAAUAGGCAUAACAAUAAAUAUUCCUACACUAGCACAUCAGACGACAAUCUGUUAAAAAAUAUCGAAUUAUUCGACAAAAUGUCGUUGAGAUUCAAUGGCAGAGUACUCUUCAUAAAAGAUGUGAUAGGCUCAAUAGAAAUAUGUUGUUGGACAUUCUACGGCCAUGGGCGAAAGGUCGGAGAGGUCUGUUGUCACUCGAUUGUUUACACAACGGAUAAGAAGCACACGAAGGUGGAAUUCCCGGAGGCUCGUAUUUACGAGGAGACAUUGAAUAUUCUUCUGUAUGAGCAUAGAAAUGGACCAGACCAAGAGCUGAUGCAAGCAACAUCAUCGAGAGGGGCUGUGGGUGGUGGUCCACCCUGUACCUCAGACGAGGAAGAGGGUGAGCGUUCAGGACUAGCUCGACUUCGCACAAACAAGCAAAAUACCAACUGACCCCCCCUAGUUGUCCUAACACCCCCCCAUCCAGCAUUACUGAAUUUAGUAAGAUCAUUCAAAACACGUGUCCACAUAAAAUAAACGAGAGGAACAGAAUAACAUAAAAUAA
Molecule: messenger RNA, 1519 nt
Organism: Fopius arisanus
Lineage: Eukaryota; Metazoa; Arthropoda; Insecta; Hymenoptera; Braconidae
Product: BTB/POZ domain-containing adapter for CUL3-mediated RhoA degradation protein 3
Exons: 4
Coding region: 424-1407 (327 amino acids)
Biological process (GO): protein homooligomerization
Molecular function (GO): protein binding
Source: RefSeq, a predicted model, not a curated record